This is a messenger RNA of Cydia strobilella, 378 nucleotides long. Its product is annotated as CWF19-like protein 1. Gene Ontology annotation, cellular component: post-mRNA release spliceosomal complex. Gene Ontology annotation, biological process: mRNA splicing, via spliceosome. NCBI's taxonomy places the organism in Eukaryota, Metazoa, Arthropoda, Insecta, Lepidoptera, Tortricidae. The transcript has 4 exons. Gene Ontology annotation, molecular function: RNA lariat debranching enzyme activator activity. The record is from RefSeq and is a predicted model, not a curated record. The coding region runs from base 1 to 378 and encodes 125 amino acids.
AUGACUACAAACGUGUCCAAGACGGCGGUGCCAAAGGCGCCCGAGGAAGUAGUGUCAGAGAUAAAGAAGUUUAAAGACGCGCUACGUAACAUGUACGCGUCCAGCGGUAAGGCGGUAGUGUUCUUCGAGAGGAACUUCCGAACCUCGCACAUGCAGAUACAGUGCGUGCCGGUGCCGAGGGCCAGCGAGCCGCAGCUGCUCGAGGUGUUCCAGGACGAGGCAGGCAUCAACAGCGUGCAGAUAGAGGUGCUGCCGCCGUACUCAGAGAUGAGCCAGGUGACGAUGCCCGGGAUGCCUUACUUCCACGCCGAGCUGCCCAGCGGCGAGCAGCUCUUCGCCAACACCAAGCCGAAUUUCCCGCUGCAGUUCGGGAGGUAA